CUCAAUCAUGCUCAACGUUAUCACAUUGAAUCCCAAGAUCCCAUGGCCAGUACAGAGAUGCAACAAGUCUUUCGAGCGCCAGCCUCCACCUCAUCCCGCUAUGCCAACAAAACAGUGCCGCACAAAAAUUUGGUAUUCGCCGUUCUUCUACCCGGCGUGGAGUUGGAUAACAAAAACGAUUGUGUUAUGGUAAAGGUAUUGGCCGUCUUGGAAUUGGCCAUAAAUCAUAUACAUCGCAUGGGGUUUGCCCAUAAUGCAGAAAUUGAUUUCACUUUGAUAUCUCGAGACACAAACUGCUCCUCGAUCCACGGUCCAAUUGGUUUCUUUGAAAUCUAUAUGCGUUUUCCGGAAAUCAAUGCCGUCAUGGGCCUGUCAUGUGAAUAUGUAUUGGCACCAAUAUCCCGUUAUGCUGGCGUCUGGAAAAUACCCGUACUCACCUCGGGCGGCAGUGCCAAAGAUUUUGGCAAUAAGGCAUCUUCCUAUCCUACUUUGACCAGACUGCGAGGCUCCUUGGCCAAUAAUUUGGGAAAUGUUGUCAAGGGGAUUUUGGAAAGUUUCAAUUGGACCACCACAGUGUUGAUAUAUCAGAAUGAGGAUACCAAAACCAAGGGCAAUUCGGUGUGUUUCUUCUGUGCCGUUGUGGUUCACGACAAGGUCCAUUCGGGUUAUCAACAGGCAAUGGACACGGAGAAAUGGACAAAAGCCAGUAUUAAAUUGUUGCUCAACACUAUUGCGAAGAAGGCGAGAAUUGUCAUUAUGUGUGCCGAUCCGCAUAAUAUACGGCAAAUUAUGCUAACAGCCGAGGAGCUAAAUAUGAUCGAUAGUGGGGAAUAUGUUUUCAUAAAUAUUGAAUUGUUUUCAAGAUCACCCUAUCUAACCUCCCAGCCCUGGUAUGAUAAAAAUGAUACAGCGGAAAAUAAUGAACGAGCCCGUAAAGCCUACACAGCAAUGUUAACGGUAACACCUAAACAACCGGAUGAUGAGGAAUAUACCAAAGUAUCGGAUGAGAUUAAAUCCAUCGCAAAGGCCAAAUACAAUUACACGUUCCAUGACAAUGAACCCAUAUCGGUGUUCGUUACCUCCUUUUACGACGGCGUCCUGCUGUAUGCCAAUGCGCUGAAUGACAGCAUACGUGAAGAUCCCACAGUGCUGACACGUCCCAUCAAUGGUACGGAUAUGGUGCGUCGCAUGUGGAAUCGUAGUUUUAUGGGUAUAACGGGAAAUGUGACAAUCGAUGCCAAUGGUGAUCGGAUCUCUGCCUACUCGUUGCUGGAUAUGAAUCCAACGACGGGGCGUUUUGAAAUUGUGGCACAUUUUCAACACAACAAAUUGGAAUAUGUGCCGGGCAAAACCAUACAUUGGGCUGGGAAUCGUUUGGAUCCACCCUUGGAUAGGCCGGUGUGUGGUUAUGAUGGUUCGCUGUGUCCCGAUAAUUCUCUGCCAGGCUAUGCCAUACUCUCUUUGGUCCUUGGCGUGGUGGUGGUCAUCAUGAGUGUUUGUUUCUUCUUUGGCUAUCGCCAUUACAAAUCGGAGGCUGAAAUCAAUUCCAUGGCAUGGAGGGUAAAUAUCGACGAUGUAAUUUUCCACAAUUCCGCAGGUCGCUGCUUCCGUGGCUCGUUACACUCCCUAGUCAAGCAUAACUCACAAAUGACCCUGAUGUCGGAUGAUAUGGGCUCGCUAAGUGGUGAUCGUCAAAUAUUUAUACCCGUGGGCCUAUUUCGUGGUUGUAAAGUUGCCAUCAAAACGGUGGACGAGAGGAACAUUACCCUCAACCGCUCACUGAUGUUGGAAUUAAAGAGAAUGAAGGAUUUACAACAUGACCAUUUGGUGAAAUUUUUCGGAGCCUGCCUAGAUCCAGCUAAGAGUUUCAUUCUAACGGAAUAUUGUCCAAAGGGUUCGCUGCAGGACAUUUUGGAAAAUGAUCAAUUCCAAUUGGAUUGGAUGUUUAAGCUGUCUCUGAUGCAUGAUAUUGUCAGGGGUAUGCAAUUUCUGCAUAAUUCCGAUAUUAAAGCUCACGGAAAUUUGAAAUCUUCGAAUUGUGUUGUGGAUUCAAGAUUUGUGUUGAAGAUAUGUGAUUUUGGUUUGCAUACCUUGCGGCGGAAUAGUUACGAUAAGGAAAAUGAUGUGGAGAAUUGUAACAGUCAUUCGUAUUGGAGUAAACUUUUAUGGACCGCCCCAGAGCUGUUGAAAAUGGAACACAAUCGCCCAGCGGAGGGUACCCAAAAAGGAGAUGUCUAUUCAUUUGCCAUUAUUGUCCAUGAAAUUAGUACCCGCCAGGGCCCAUUUUAUUUGGGUAAAUUGGAAGAGGAGAAAUCACCACAAGAAAUAAUCUAUCUGGUAAAAGGUUAUCCACAUAUCGUCCAAACACCUUUCCGACCGCUGGUUGUUGACAUUCCCAACGAUUAUAGGGAAAUAAAUACAGUUAUGCAGAAAUGUUGGUCCGAAGACCCAGCUGAGAGACCAGAUUUUAAUGCUCUUAAAUCGAUUAUAAGGAAUAUUAAUAAGGAUAAUGAAACCGGGCAUAUUGUCGACAAUCUACUCAAACGUAUGGAACAGUAUGCCAACAAUUUGGAAGAACUGGUCGAAGAACGUACCCAAGAUUAUAUUGAGGAAAAGAAGAAAUGUGAAAAACUUCUGUAUCAACUCUUACCACAAAGUGUGGCUGCCCAGUUGAUAUCGGGAGAACCGGUGGUAGCUGAAACAUUCGAUCAAGUUACCAUUUAUUUCUCCGAUAUUGUUGGCUUCACAGCCAUCUCGGCAGAAAGUACACCCAUGCAAGUGGUGCAAUUCCUGAAUGAUCUCUAUACAUGUUUUGAUUCGAUUGUGGAAAAUUUCGAUGUCUACAAAGUGGAGACCAUAGGCGAUGCCUAUAUGGUAGUCUCAGGCCUGCCCAUACGCAAUGGUAAUCAACAUAGUAGAGAAAUUGCCCGCUUGGCUUUAGCCCUACUCGAGGCUGUGCAUAAUUUUAAGAUACAUCAUCGGCCAAAUGAUAAACUCAAACUGAGAAUUGGUCUACACACCGGGGCCUGUGUGGCUGGUGUGGUGGGUUUGAAAAUGCCCCGCUACUGUUUGUUUGGUGAUACCGUGAAUACCGCCUCACGCAUGGAAUCCAAUGGUGAGGCAUUGAAAAUUCACAUAAGUGAAAAAACUAAAUUGGCACUGGAUGCCUUUGGUACCUUUAUCACGACGAAACGAGGUUAUGUUCCCAUGAAGGGUAAAGGUGAAAUGUUAACCUAUUGGCUGGAGGGUGAAGUACCCAAAGUGGAAACACCGAUAUCACCACAAAAACUUAUGCUUUCACGGCGUUCCUCGCUGAAGCAAGUGCCGCGCCAUGGCCUUUUGCAUAAACAAAACUCCGAAGCCUCAGCAUUCCUGCCACCACCUUAUAAUCAACAGCUGGACAUUGCACGUUCGGUGAGCCGACAAAAUUCUCCCAAUUUGCGAGUGAAACGCAAGAUAUCCUCAUCAUCGCCCAAAUUGAAUGGUAACGAUUUUAAGACUGAUGAUUUUUAUAAUUAUCUGGAGGUAAAUGCCCUGAAUAGCAUGAAACUCUCACCACCGCAUAGUGAUAUUUAUAGUAGUAGGUCGCUGAAGGACGACGCCAAGGAUGGCUGCUGGGAAAUGGCCAAUUUCCGUUUACCGCUAUCGGGUACCCUGAAACCUCAUCAUCACAACAGCAGUAAUCCCAAACACAGUUACACCCAGCUGUCGUCCACCCAAUCAAAUUCCAAUUUGUCCGGUGUGCUGCAACCGAAUUCCGGCUCAAGGCUGCGAAUGAAAAAUUCACCCACCAUUUCAAGUCUGAUAAAUAACAGUGAUACGGCCAGUUUGGGUAGUUCGACACGUAUCAAAUUCAGCAUUAACAAUGAAAGUUCGGAGGAGACACAAAAUCUCGUCUCAUCACAUGUCUAUGAGGAUGAUGAAGGCGAGGCAGAGGCUGAAGCUAAUAUGAUAAAUCGCCAAGAUCACGACGAAUACGAUGACGACGAGGAGGAGGAGGAGGAUGUUGACGAUGUUGCUGGGGAGCAAAUUGUCGAGACUCCCUCAACGCGGGAACGUAAAACCGCAAUUGUUAUGCCCCAACCACCAGCCAUAAAUGGAGAUCUGUACUAUCAGCGUUCACCAUCGGUGACAAAUAUACAAUGUGAUGUUGAAGCGCCACCAAUGAAUAAUUUCUUUCAUCCCCCACCACUAAGUUCACUGACCGGGAAUUUCACCAUUCCACCACCCGCCGCCGCCAUCAACACCUCCAAUUAUGUCAAAGUCAAUAAUUGCCGAAAUGUUAAUCAAUUUUUGACAAAUAACUCAUCGAAUAAUAGUCAACAUUUACUCACAUCCGGGGAGGAUAAUAUCGGCUCAACGAAAUUAAAUGCGCUUGCUGAUGAUGGUGGUGGAGGCGGAGGUGGUGCUAUUGGUAUUGUUACACCAUCGGUUGGCAAUCGCUUACCCCUGAAACAUCAUCCAACGGUAACAACGGCGCCUGCAACCACAAAUAAUUCCGUUACACAACCCCUAUUGGCUAAAAUUAAUUCAUAG
This is a messenger RNA of Musca vetustissima, 4536 nucleotides long. RefSeq names its product atrial natriuretic peptide receptor 1. Gene Ontology annotation, molecular function: protein kinase activity; peptide receptor activity; guanylate cyclase activity. Gene Ontology annotation, cellular component: membrane. NCBI's taxonomy places the organism in Eukaryota, Metazoa, Arthropoda, Insecta, Diptera, Muscidae. The record is from RefSeq and is a predicted model, not a curated record. The transcript is spliced from 8 exons. Gene Ontology annotation, biological process: receptor guanylyl cyclase signaling pathway; intracellular signal transduction; cGMP biosynthetic process. The annotation marks the transcript as partial.